Molecule: messenger RNA, 993 nt
Organism: Drosophila persimilis
Lineage: Eukaryota; Metazoa; Arthropoda; Insecta; Diptera; Drosophilidae
Exons: 1
Coding region: 2-859 (285 amino acids)
Biological process (GO): cellular response to hydrogen peroxide
Source: RefSeq, a predicted model, not a curated record
AAUGACUACGGAGGAAUUACCAGCGAAUCUUGACAAGUUGAAAAUAACACCAACACACCCUCUUUGCAAAUCAGUAAAAAGGAAUCCAUUCUAUAAUCCAGACAAUGAUUUUAAACUUUCAAAUGCUAAUGAUAACUUUGAACAAAUACUUAGCGCCAAACACAAAAUGAUACAUCGCUGGAAGUGCAGACCAAGGCGUCGAUCCGAGAGCUGCCUUGAGAGUUGCACGCAAGACAAGUCUUUUCUUCAAACGGAAUCUGUUGAAAUUACAAGUCCCCCAAGUUACUCGCAUGGUGUUAAAAAGCUUGCACAGAAAAAACAUGUUGCCCCUACAAAGAAAUAUCUUUUUCGGCAACCCAUGUUGAAGACAUUAUUUGGUUGUGAACACGGAAGGAGUCUUGUUCGAAGUCGUAAAAUGUUUCACUUAAACGCAGAAAAGGAAAAAACUAGCCAAAUUCAGACUAAAAACUCGACCUUUAAUAUAGGCGACACAUGCAGUUUCCGCGAUCUUAUCAGUGAAUGCGAUAUAUUGCUGGACCAAACAAAGGAAACAAAUUUGGAUAAUGUUCGUCGUGUACCAAAAAUCUGCAGUAAAUAUAAAACAACAAUUUCCAGCAAAAAAGAAAUCAAUUGUAGACUGCUGUCAAAUAAGGAACGCAACGCCUUUACAAUAUCAGCAUCUAAGAGAUCACUAUCAGUUUCACGUAUGGGCACGACGUGCUCUCAGCAAGCUUGUUAUAAUGCAACAACACCAAGCAACUGCGACGAUGUAACGAUAUCAGAACUGGCUAGCUAUUUUGAUACUAUGGUGCAUAUUCCAAAAAAAAUGUCUUCAAUGGCUGAGAUGAUGUACAUUUAAUUUUGAACCAACCAUUAAGAUGUAUAUGCCUGUAGAUAUACUAUUAAGCAUACAUACGUAUGUACAUAUGUAUAAAUUAUUUGUAUACUAAUAAAAUGCAUUAUUUCUCGGCUGUUUAUAGCUUCAGUUGAAAA